Guillardia theta CCMP2712 is the source of this 369-nucleotide messenger RNA. RefSeq lists its product as hypothetical. Gene Ontology annotation, molecular function: zinc ion binding; carbonate dehydratase activity. The transcript has a single exon. The annotation marks the transcript as partial. The record is from RefSeq and is a predicted model, not a curated record. Lineage: Eukaryota; Cryptophyceae; Pyrenomonadales; Geminigeraceae.
AGUGAGCACUUCAUGCAGGGCGUGCAGUAUCCCCUUGAGAUCCACUUCGUGCACUAUAACGCUAAGUACACAAGUCUGACGGACGCCGUCUCGAGUGGCAAGCCUCACGCUCUCCUCGUCAUUGGCCAGUUCUUCCAGAUGGACCAGGGCAUCGAGCCAGCUGCUCUUCAACAGAUGGGUAACGAGGCUAGCCGCGCGACCUCCGAAGGUGUUGUGAUGAACGUUCCAAUCAAUCUGAACAACAUGAUCAACACGGCUGACAGUUACUAUUCCUACGCGGGUUCCUUGACAACCCCAACUUGCAAUGAGAUUGUCACUUGGGUUGUGCUCCAGACUCCCCGCACGGUCUCCAAGGCCACCAUGGACAAG